GGAUUUUAGUAAAAUUGGCUGCCAAAAGUAAUCAAAAAAAUCAAAAUGAUUGAUCAUGACAAAUUUUAAUAAAAAACUCAGGUCAAAAUAAAAAUAUAUUGUGAGCAAUCAGGAGAAAAAAAAAAAAAAAAAUGACACCUUAGGAGUAAUGUGGAGCUUUUCAUCGAUUUGGCUCCGCUCGCUUCUCUUCUCUCCGUCGUGUUCCUGAAACGCGAGGAGCUAAUCGGAGACUCCCGCCUUCGCCUCUCCAGAAACGCCGAAUCCAGCGUUCUUCCAAAGAUUGUUUCUCGAAUCUGGACAUGAGGUUUUUUCUGUACCUGGAAGAAGAGGAAAGAAGUCGUGAUGAGUUCUGCUCUCUGUUUGCUCAGGAAAGAAACAGAAUGAAUUCUGGAAUUCGUUUGGUUCUUGAAAUCUGAAGCCGAUUAAAAGUAGAGAGAUGGGAAGAAUUGCUGUUGCAGCCCUUGUCAGUUUGUGGGUUAUUCCCAUCUCUAUUCUCGUGAAUCACAUUGUUCCUGAUCCUUACAUGGAUGAAAUCUUCCACAUACCUCAGGCUCAACAGUACUGCAAGGGCAAUUUCAGAAGUUGGGAUCCAAUGAUCACCACUCCCCCUGGCCUGUACUAUCUUUCACUUGCCCAUGUUGCUUCUUUGUUUCCAGGCAUGCUAUGUGCACAAGUAGCUUCAUCAUUUUCAGAUGUCUGCUCUACUGCAGUUCUUCGCUCCAUCAAUGGUAUCUUGGCAGUAGUAUGCAGCAUUCUUUUUUAUGAGAUAAUCAUCCAUCUGAGGCCAGCUCUUGACAGAAGAAAAGCAACUCUUUGUGCAGUCAUUUUAGCUUUGUACCCACUUCACUGGUUCUUCACUUUCCUUUACUAUACAGAUGUAGCAUCACUAACUGCUGUCCUGGCCAUGUAUUUAGCAGCGCUGAAGAAGAAUUACCAGUUCAGUGCAUUGCUGGGGGUUGUCUCCAUAUUAAUUCGACAAACAAAUAUUAUUUGGAUGCUUUUCGUUGCAUGUACGGAGAUUAUCAAUAUUACUAUGGUCCAUCAAAGAGAUAAUGUAAUUGUAGAUGAUGUGGCAAUCAGGAAGAAUGUCACAAUGGGCGCAAACUUGAGAAAGCGAAAGCUGGGGAAUGCUGUGGAUGGGGCCAAUUAUUUUAGAACCAAUACAAGCACCUCUUCAACCGCAAAUGCAUCAGGUUUGCUUGAUGAGAUUCAGGCAAUCUUGAUUUCAUCAUGGCAUUUGAAGUAUGAGCUUUUGGUUUCCUUCUGCCCUUUCUUUGUAGUGUUGGUGGCUUUUGCUGCAUUUAUCCUCUUAAAUGGGAGUGUUGUUUUAGGUGCAAAAGAAGCUCAUGCUGUUUCCCCACAUUUGGCACAGAUACUCUAUUUUAGUUUGGUCUCUGCUAUAUCUAUGGCUCCUCUGCACUUCACUUUUAGUCAAGCUGUGAACCUGUUCCAGUUAAUGUGGAAGAAUAGGCCCUACUGUUUUUUAAUAGGGUUUCUGGCUCUCACUGCUGGUUUCCUAUCAGUGCAUUUUUUCAGCCUAGCUCAUCCCUAUCUUCUUGCUGACAAUCGGCACUAUACUUUUUAUCUUUGGCGGAGGAUAAUUGGACUUCAUUGGUCAAUGAAGUACAUUCUGGUCCCACUAUAUAUUUAUUCAUGGCUUUCCAUUUUCAGUAUAUUGGGGAGAGUUCAGAAGAAGACUGGGGUGUUGGCGUAUUUCCUGGCUUCUGCUGCUGUUCUGGUUCCUGCUCCCCUGAUUGAGUUCAGAUACUAUACCAUUCCAUUCUAUUUCUUGAUGCUUCAUUCGCCUAUUUAUGAUUAUAGAAGUUGGCUUCUAGCUGGAAUUCUUUAUAUAGCCAUCAAUGUCUUCACAAUGAUGAUGUUCUUGUUUCGACCAUUUCAUUGGAACCAUGAGCCUGGGAUCCAGAGGUUUAUAUGGUAGACAUUCUUAUGAAAUGCUUAAAGCUUCAUGGAUUCUUUAUCCAAGCUCUUUUUAGAAAUCAAGGGUUUCAGAGUUUAUUACUCUCUAUGCAUUUGUACUGUUUGUUUCAAAAACCAUGGCACAUAGAGAUUUUUAAUUGAUGAGGCCUGUAAAUUAUUCAGUGGAGGAAAUGAAAAUCUCCCAGCUUUGCUCA
Malania oleifera is the source of this 2132-nucleotide messenger RNA. Its product is annotated as dol-P-Glc:Glc(2)Man(9)GlcNAc(2)-PP-Dol alpha-1,2-glucosyltransferase. Gene Ontology annotation, biological process: protein N-linked glycosylation; dolichol-linked oligosaccharide biosynthetic process. Gene Ontology annotation, cellular component: endoplasmic reticulum. Bases 437 to 1939 code for a protein of 500 amino acids. The transcript has 9 exons. The record is from RefSeq and is a predicted model, not a curated record. NCBI's taxonomy places the organism in Eukaryota, Viridiplantae, Streptophyta, Magnoliopsida, Santalales, Ximeniaceae. Gene Ontology annotation, molecular function: dolichyl pyrophosphate Glc2Man9GlcNAc2 alpha-1,2-glucosyltransferase activity.